AUGGAAGGUAAAGAAAAUAGAGCAGUUUGUCGAGCGCGAAUUUCGGAAAUGGCAACAAAUAUGGAUGAAGAACAGGUGCUCCGGGAGUGCGAAGCUUACGUUCAAACCCAUAAUAUUCAACAAAUUCUGAAGGAUUGCAUAGUUCAGCUGUGCGUCCGACGUCCUGCCAACCCCAUUUCCUUCUUGAGAGAGUACUUUCAAAAACUGGAGAGGGUCGUGGAGCAUUUUGGCGGGAAAUUCUUCUCCUGCAAUCUCGGCAACGCCGCCCUCCCAACACUUCCCCUCCCACGCCGUCUCCCGUCCUUCAUUUGUUUGGCGCGAACUGCUGUUGGGCUGCUGAAGUCGCGAUCGCGCGUCGAAGGUCGAGGACUACUGGAGGUUGAAGGAGGAAAAAUCGCGCGAUUCAGGUGUUUUGAGUGCGGUUUUCUGACGGGCGUUGCAGCAAGAGCAUCAAGGGUGGCGGCGCAACAAACGCUUUCCGUCCGGCCGUCCAAGGCUAACAUGACGUUGCCCGUGGUAACGGUGGAGGGGGUGGUUCAUAUAUGUACCAGCAGGCAUUUAUGGUGGUACACAUGCUUACCAACAGAACAUCUAAUGCACCUUCUUCUUGUUGAUCCCUCCACAGGAAGAUGUAAUGCUGAAGCACCAUAUAAUUUUCUUUUUCUUGAAGGGGCGCCUUCUUUUGGUAAUGGUAAGCUUGUAUUUUGUAUACCUUCAGAUAUUAAUUCUUCUGCAAGUGUGGUGAGGAAAGAAAGAAAAGAAAUGUUCUCAUUUUUACGUCUCAUUUGA
Molecule: messenger RNA, 789 nt
Organism: Acanthoscelides obtectus
Lineage: Eukaryota; Metazoa; Arthropoda; Insecta; Coleoptera; Chrysomelidae
Source: the annotation of a GenBank genome assembly